Messenger RNA from Saccoglossus kowalevskii, 1665 nucleotides. RefSeq lists its product as uncharacterized. Gene Ontology annotation, molecular function: metallopeptidase activity. The record is from RefSeq and is a predicted model, not a curated record. NCBI's taxonomy places the organism in Eukaryota, Metazoa, Hemichordata, Enteropneusta, Harrimaniidae.
AUGGCAUUUUCCAGAGUGCUUACGAGACGGGUAGAUGUGAUAUGGGCUUUGAUAUUCUUGAAUGUAAUCGCAACAGUCUUCUCUGAAACUAACAUCGGUCACAUAUUCAAGAGAUCAAUCACUGGUGAUGAUACAGAACACGUGAUGGAUGAACAAGUUUCCGUGGAAAUGGAGUUCUUUUCCACGUGGCCAAAUGGAGGAACAAUAGCCAACAGCGCCGUCUACUAUGGUGGAAGAUCAGGUCAAUCCACAGAUACUACUAGAUGCGAGUCUAUAACCAGAGUACCGUCUGAUGUACAACGAUCAAUGGGUCUGAGUUCGUUCUAUCAGAAAUAUACCCAUGCUUACAACAUCCCAAUUCUCUCAUCGAGCCGUGUACCAGAUGCAGCUCUUACACGUGCAUGCUACGUGGUGAAGUUUUUGAUGGCCGACCGGCGGGAUUUAAGACAGCAAAUGUAUGAUAAAUAUGGUCGUGUAGGUAUUAUGUCACAGAAUGAGGUUACUCAGAGUAUUCCAGAACAUUCCCAUCUCCCAGCUUACUAUAAUCAACGAGCACGUGGUCUUGGAGGCACUUUGCAUAUUCCUAUAUCGACAGGAGCAGAAGAGAACGUCCUUUGCUACCAAGGGGAUCCUUACAGCGCCGAAGAUAUCUUCCUUCAUGAGUUCUCUCAUGGCAUUCAUAAGAUCGCAGCUGUUUCAGCAGACUCUACCUUUCAGGGACGUCUUCAAAGGGCUUACAACAACGCACGCUCUCGGGGACUCUGGGCCAAUACUUAUGCCAUGAAUACCGUUGAUGAAUAUUUUGCAGAGGGCGUUCAAAGCUACUUCGAUCAGAAUCCAUCUUAUGCUACCCCUGGCAUACACAAUGAUAUCAAUACAAGAGACGAAUUGAGAGUUUACGAUCCAACAUUGUACAGUUUAAUUGCAGAAACAUUCCCAUGUGGAAACAGCAUUGUUGACCGUUGCCAAGACCAAAAAGAACCGGAAGGUGAUUGUAUUGAUUUGAAUCAGAGGUGUGAGCAUUGGGCGUCUAUUGGGGAAUGCCAGAAAAAUCCAGAAUACAUGUUACAACACUGUAAGAAAAGUUGUGACCAAUGUGAAGAAGAGAUCACAACACUACAGACUUUGACAGAAGAACCGAUAACUCCACCACUUCCCCCAUUUUCCACAGCAGGGCCAAUAACUCCACCACUACCACCAAAACCUACAACUGAAGAACCGCUCGGUGACUGUAUUGAUUUAAAUCCAAAUUGUGCGUACUGGGCGUCAAUUGGUGAAUGCCAGAAAAAUCCAGAAUACAUGUUACAAAGCUGUAAGAAAAGUUGUGACCAAUGUGAAGAAGGGAUUACAACGCUACAGACUUUGACAGAAGAACCGAUAAUUCCACCACUACCCCCAGUCUCCACAGAAGAACCGAUAACUCCACCUCUCACUCCGGUGCCGACAGAAGAACCGAUAACUCCACCUCUCACUCCGGUGCCGACAGAAGAACCGAUAAUUCCACCACUACCCCCAGUUUCCACAGAAGAACCUAUAACUCCACCACUCACUCCGGUGCCAACAGCAGAACCAAUAAGCUCGCCACUGCCUCCAGUUUCAACAGCAGAACCGAUAACUCCACCACUACCACCAACGCCUACAACUGAAGAACCGCUCGGUAUGUAA